Molecule: messenger RNA, 1567 nt
Organism: Aphis gossypii (cotton aphid)
Lineage: Eukaryota; Metazoa; Arthropoda; Insecta; Hemiptera; Aphididae
Product: acyl-CoA Delta-9 desaturase-like
Exons: 7
Coding region: 315-1358 (347 amino acids)
Biological process (GO): unsaturated fatty acid biosynthetic process
Cellular component (GO): endoplasmic reticulum membrane
Molecular function (GO): stearoyl-CoA 9-desaturase activity; iron ion binding
Source: RefSeq, a predicted model, not a curated record
UUAAAAAAAAUUAAUUUACGCCACUCAAAGAAUAAAAUAUAUCAAACCGGUAUCUGUGAAUCUCAAAACAAAAUAUAUAACUUGCCUUGAGCAAAAUAUAUAUACUUAAACAGGGAGAACAAUGUGGUCAGUAUUGGAUGUUUCGCAUGUAAUGGACAACACGGAUCAACAAUCUAACUCAGCACUCUGAACUCAGUGGUAAACAACUAUAUUUAUAUAUAUAUAAUAUAUUAAAAUAUAGUGGUAUCGCAUUAUUAGUGUCGUGAUUAAGUGAGAUUUUAAUAACUACGCGCUGAAGUCUGAUUAGAAUUAUUAUGCACGUCUCAGCAGAUAUUAAAGUUGGCGACAGCACCACACUCAAAACUGCACCGAUUGAAAAACAACCCUAUCAACCGAUUGUUUGGCGUAAUGUUAUACUGUGCUCGUUGAUCCAUUUGGGUGCACUGUACGGCGUCUACUUGGCGUUUACUUCUGCAAAAAUCACUACGACUAUUUUCGCGAUCGGCCUGUAUCAAAUUUCUGCGAUUGGCAUAACCGCUGGAGCGCAUCGGCUUUGGUCGCACAGGGCGUACAAAGCGAAAUGGCAAUUACGGUUAAUUAUUAUUACACUCAAUACAAUAGCAUUUCAGAAUUCAGUUUAUGAAUGGGCCCGCGAUCACAGAUUACACCACAAGUACUGUGACACGAACGCCGACCCGCACAACUCGAAUAGAGGGCUGUUCUUUUCGCACGUAGGUUGGCUAUUGUGCCGAAAACAUCCUGAUGUCAUCGAGAAAGGUCGCACCAUUGACACCAGCGAUUUAUUGGCCGAUCCAAUCGUGACCUUCCAAAAAAAAUACUUUUGGUUCCUGAUAACGUGGGCUUGUUUCAUUAUACCCACACUUAUACCAGUGUACUGUUGGGGAGAAACAUGGAGAAAUUCUUGGUACGUAGCCGUUUUGUUGCGGUACACGCUCACACUCAACGCAAUUUGGUUGGUCAACAGCGCCGCACACGCGUGGGGAGGAAAACCAUACGAUAGGUUUAUCAACGCGUCGGAGAACCUUGUGGCGUCCAUCUUGUCGGUGGGCGAGGGCUGGCACAACUACCACCACGUGUUCCCGUGGGAUUACAAAACAGCGGAACUGGGCAAUUACCAUUUCAAUUACACCACCGCGUUCAUCCACCUGUUCGCUAAAAUCGGAUGGGCGUACGACCUGAAGACCACAUCAACGGAGCUCGUGCGUAAACGGGCCUCCCGCACCGGCCUGGUCGAUUCCGGGGGGGACCCGGUGCCACUGCCGUGGGGCUGGGACGACAAGGACUGCCCUCAGUCGGACCGCAUGGAGGCCACGAUCGUAAACAGGAAACAGGGUUGAUCGCGAUAUACGAUCGUACUGUUGUAUGUCUGUACAAUUGUAGAUAAUAUGUAUGAAACGAAUAGUUCAAAGAAUAUUCUUUGAGAUCUAAAGUUUAAGAAAAAUGUUUAAAUGUAAAAAAAAAAAUGCAUUUAUAUAACUAUAAAACGUUAGCAAAACUAUGGAGAAUUAAAUUUAAUAAAUUGACUCUAUAUGUCAUACUAAAUUAA